CCCUUUUUUUCUUCUUUCUAUUUGUUUCUUUCCUUUCUAUUUAUUUACAUAAAACAUGAAAUUUGCACGUUAUAUUCAAUCCACUGCUGUUCCCGAGUGGUCUGAAUAUUAUUUGCAAUACCAUCAGCUCAAGGCGUUGAUCUACACAUUAGAAAUAGAGAAAAAAUCCUCAUUGAAUGAAUCCACUGCACUUUUGCCUAUUGGUAAUACUGAUCAUGGCCGUUUUAUACAAGCAUUGGAUGAUUCGCUGGCAAAGAUAAUUCAAUUCUACACUGAAAAAGAAUGCGAGGCCAAUGUCGAAUUGGACCAUAUUUUGACAUGUUUUUAUCCGCCAGAGCCUGCGAUGAUUGCAAUUCAGGACUUAAAUCCGGAUCUUCCGCAUGGUUCCUCCUCUUCUACUACAGAUACUGAUAGAUCCUCCGCCACUUCAAUUACAAUGGACCUGAAAGAUGAUCCAGAUCUAAUGGCGGGUGCAAGGACGAAAUUGAUCGAUCUUUACAUCUAUUUAUCCAAGCUUAAAUCAUUUGUUUCUUUAAAUUUGACUGCAUUUAAAAAAAUUCUAAAAAAAUAUGACAAGGUGAUGGACACUAAACAAAGCCAAAUCUACAUCUUUCGCAAGGUAACAGAAGCUUAUCCUUUUCAAGCACAGACGCGCGAUUAUUUAAACGAUCUGAUUGGACGGGUGGAACAAAUAUACAACAGCAACAAAAAAGACGGGGUUGUCGAUUUGUCAGUUUUACUGACUGAAAAAGCGACCAAUGACCAAAAAAUGAUUUGGAUGGACAGAAUUAGGGAAGAAAAGAAAUUCAAUGAUCUCUCAAUUUCUGGAACAGAAGCCAGGGACAGGUUACCCUUUAUUGGAAUAGCAUUGAUGAGUGUAACUAUUUUUGUUUAUUUACUAAAUAGCUCAUUAUUCGAACAAGUGGAACAAACAAGAUGCUUUGCUGUUCUGGUUUUUGCUAGUAUAUUAUGGGCAACAGAGUUGAUGCCUUUAUUCGUUACAGCGUUGCUUGUCCCCUUUUUGGUGAUUGUUUUACGAGUCAUUCGAUCAGAAGAUGAAAGUGACGACGGAAGAAUAAUUUAUACCCGACUUAGUGCAAUGGAAGCUUCAAAGACAGUUUUUGCGUCAAUGCUGUCCCCAGUCAUUAUGUUGCUACUAGGUGGCUUUGCUAUUGCAGCGGCCUUAAACAAAUACGGUAUAGCAAAAUCGUUAGCAUCAUUCGUACUGUCAAAGGCGGGCUCGCGCCCCUCAAAUGUUUUGAUUGUUAAUAUGCUGGUUGCAUCUAUGGCAAGUAUGUGGAUUAGUAACGUAGCCGCACCCGUUCUUUGUCUCUCUUUAAUCCAGCCUAUUUUACGGACUUUACCUCCUGACUCUUCUUUUGGGCCUUGUCUAAUUAUGGGAAUCGCAUUGGCUUCAAAUCUAGGCGGUAUCGCUUCUCCCAUCGCCUCACCUCAAAAUGUGAUAGCUAUUCAAAACAUGUCACCACCCCCUUCUUGGGCGGACUGGUUUUGCGUCUCAAUACCUCUUUGUUUAUUAGGUAACCUUAUUGUUUGGCUUUGGUUAUUAAAAAGUUACAAAAUCAAAAAUGAAAAUCCGAUACCUACAGCAGCAACAACAACAACAACAAACAAUGGUGGCAAAAUCACUCCGACUCAGAUUUACAUUGCGUGUGUCACUUUGUUUACUAUUCUACUGUGGUGUAUUGCCCGCACCUAUCGAGACACUUUAGGUGAUAUGGGAGUAAUUGCAAUUAUACCCCUGAUUGCAUUUUUUGGUACCGGCAUCUUGACUAAGGAUGAAUUUAACAAUUUCCUAUGGAACGUAAUUAUCUUGGCAAUGGGAGGUAUUGCAUUAGGAAAAGCAGUGGAGAGUUCUGGUCUAUUGCAUACAAUUGCGCUGCAUAUAUCUGAGCGAGUGAUGGGUCUCUCUUCAUUCCAAGUCUUGUUUAUCUUUAGCUGUUUGGUUUUGGUCAUUGCUACCUUUAUUAGUCACACGGUAGCAGCUCUGAUUGUGAUACCCAUUGUUGCAAAGGUGGGCUUGCAUCUCACGGACCCUAAUCCAAGACUGCUAAUUAUGGGAACUGCCUUUGUCUGUUCUGCUGCCAUGGGUUUACCUGUAUCUGGAUUCCCCAACAUGACUGCCAUUUCACAAGAAAACGCACUGGGGACACCUUAUUUAAAAACAAAGGACUUCCUUAAAAACGGAGUUCCCUGUAGUAUUUUAAUCAUGUUGUGCAUUGUCACACUAGGUUAUGUGUUAAUGGAAUUGACAGGCAUUUAAGUGUGUUACUUGAAUAAAUUUAAUUACAUUGAGGACGUAUGUGUGUAUUACCUAAUGUAUUCUGUUUUAACAUUGCUUGAUAUUCGAAUACAACCCCCUUCACCUACUUUUUAAAUGGCUCAUUGUUAAUUGC
This is a messenger RNA of Mucor mucedo, 2414 nucleotides long. RefSeq names its product Sodium:sulfate symporter transmembrane region-domain-containing protein. Gene Ontology annotation, cellular component: membrane. Gene Ontology annotation, biological process: polyphosphate metabolic process; monoatomic anion transmembrane transport; phosphate ion transport. Gene Ontology annotation, molecular function: phosphate transmembrane transporter activity. The transcript has 4 exons. The coding region runs from base 56 to 2281 and encodes 741 amino acids. The record is from RefSeq and is a predicted model, not a curated record. NCBI's taxonomy places the organism in Eukaryota, Fungi, Mucoromycota, Mucoromycetes, Mucorales, Mucoraceae.